Molecule: messenger RNA, 1439 nt
Organism: Raphanus sativus (radish)
Lineage: Eukaryota; Viridiplantae; Streptophyta; Magnoliopsida; Brassicales; Brassicaceae
Exons: 6
Coding region: 109-1332 (407 amino acids)
Source: RefSeq, a predicted model, not a curated record
AUGUAUUUAAGAAAAAAGGGCACGUAUUGGACCUGGCCGGUUGCACCACUUGUGCCCUAUCUAAGCCGUCGAUUAACCCAUUGUUGAUUUGUUAACGUGACGAACCCCAUGGAGCUCGGCGAGGAGCCACGGCCUACAGCUACGAGGAUGCCUAAUGCAAAUGGCUCUUUACUGGAUUCUUCCGAUGAUGUCGAAGACGGUGGUGUUAGCGACGUCAACGAAGAACAUGAAGGGAAAUACGAGGAGGAAAGUGACGCGUCAAGCCGCGAGGAGGGCCAAGAAUGGGAAGUGGAUAGUUUCGACGAUGGAUUCGACUACAGACCUAGAAGGAAUCUGGAUCCCAACGAUGAGAUAGGUCAGAAGAUGCAUCGCUACAGAUCUUCCAUGUACAAGAGCAAGGGAUUCGAUGUUGAUGGAGAUAGCUACCCGGGGAGCAUACUCUACAGAACACUCUUCCCCAUCGAACUCGAUGAACCAUUUGAAUGUAUGUUUUUACCUGGACUUACUGUUACUGGACGUGAGUUCAUGAAAACCAUGGUUGAUUUGGCUCUGGAAAGAUACAACACGAUCAAGGGAUUAACUGUGACAUGUGAAUCUAUUGUAAGGACCAUCAUUGGUUUGGCGUCUGGGGUCAAAUGCUACAUUACCUUUAUGGCCAGAGUCUAUCCAAAUGGUGAUCUUGUAGAGUACCAGGCAAAAACAGAGAAGAGAGUUUGGCAAAAGAAAUUUCAUGUUAUCUUUUGCAGGCCAACUCCAGAACCCAAAGAAGAGCCGGUGGAUGUUGAAUACUCUGAUUCUACCACCGAUGGGGAGUAUAGUGAUGCGUCCAGUCGUGAAAGUGACCAAGCAUGGGAUGUGGAUAGUUUCGACGAGGGAACUGAUUUCAAACCCCCAACGAAGACAGCUCCCUCAGAUGAAGAAAUUGAAAAAAUGCGUCUAUAUAGACCUCAGAUGUACAAGAAUAAGGGUUUCUUUGUUGAUGGAGAAGUCUACCCGGGACGACUUCUUUACUUUUCUCCCGUUGACCUUGAUAAGCAAUUAGUUCCUACCGGGCUUACAGGUCGCCAGUACAUGGAAAACAUGGUGGAUGUGGCCCUGGCUCAAUACAACGAGAUGAAGGGAUCCAAUUUGACAUUAGAAUCUAUUGUGAGGGCUAAUCUGAGUAAGGUGAAUGGGUUCAAGUCAUACAUCACGUUUAUGGCUAGAGAUAUUGACAAUGGAGAUAUUGUGGAGUAUCAAGCUAAAGUAGAGAGGAAGUUUUGGCAAAGGGAUCAUCAUGCCAUCCUUUGUAGGCCAAGUCCAAAAUCAGAAGAUGUUGUAAUUAUGGGCUGAUCUUAGGUUAAAUAGUUAUUAAAUUCUUAUGGUAAUUGGGUUUGUUUUGAUUUUCUGAAUGGCAGAUUGAUGUUCUACCAAGCUUAUGAGAGAAACUUAUUCCGGGA